Molecule: messenger RNA, 1197 nt
Organism: Cucurbita maxima (winter squash)
Lineage: Eukaryota; Viridiplantae; Streptophyta; Magnoliopsida; Cucurbitales; Cucurbitaceae
Product: probable serine/threonine-protein kinase PBL23
Exons: 4
Coding region: 1-1197 (398 amino acids)
Biological process (GO): protein phosphorylation
Molecular function (GO): ATP binding; protein kinase activity
Source: RefSeq, a predicted model, not a curated record
AUGAAUUUCUUGCCAUGUUUCAUAUCAGAGGAGAGAUUCAAUAGGAAAUGUUUGGAAAAGAGCAUCGAGGAGUAUUAUGAGACUAAAACUUUAGCCUCACUCGCUAUCAUUUCCCUCGAAUCUGAGAACAAUAAGCGAAGGUACACAACAAAGGAGACAAAGAAGAAAGGCAAAGAGAAAAGCUUCGCACAAAAUUUCACAUUUCGUCAGCUAUGCGUGGCCACAAAUAACUUCAGCCACCACAAUCUCUUAGGGGAAGGUGGCUUUGGAAGAGUUUACAAAGGCCUCAUUGACACCACAAAACAAGUGGCUGUGAAGCAACUUGACCCAAAUGGGUAUCAAGGCAAUAGAGAAUUCCUUGUGGAGGUUCUAAUGCUAAGCCUUCUUCGCCAUCCCAACCUUGUCAAUUUGGUUGGGUAUUGCGUUGAUGCAUAUCAAAGGAUUUUGGUGUACGAGUACAUGCCUAAGGGUUCCUUGGAGGAUCAUCUUCUUGGUAUAGCUUCAGAUAAGGGAGCUCUAGAUUGGAAGACAAGGAUGAAAAUUGUGGAAGGAGUAGCUAAAGGGCUUGAAUAUUUACAUGAAACGAAUCCACCGGUGAUAUUUCGGGACUUCAAAGCUUCGAACAUAUUGCUCGAUGAGGAAUUCAAUCCAAAACUCUCGGAUUUUGGACUUGCAAAGCUAGGUCCCAUGGGUGAUAAAUCUCAUGUUUCCACUAGAGUGAUGGGAACCUAUGGCUAUUGUGCUCCUGAAUAUGCUCUUACCGGACAAUUGACUACCAAAUCUGAUGUCUAUAGCUUUGGUGUCGUGUUCUUGGAGAUCAUCUCUGGGAGAAGAGUUAUUGACAACACGAAGCCAAGAGCGGAAAAGAAUUUGCUUGCAUGGGCACAACCACUUCUCAAAGAUAGAAGGAAAUUCAUGCUGGUAGCGGAUCCAAAGCUAAAAGGAAAAUUUUCAGUGAAGGCUCUGUAUCAAGCGUUGGCGGUAGUGUCUAUGUGUUUACAAGAAGAUGCAAGUACUCGACCAAUGAUUAGCGAUGUGGUCAUGGCUCUACAAUAUUUAGCUAUAAACAAUGAUGUCGAUGUCGAUGUAGACAACGAAUCGAAUUCGGGGUUGGGAUGGGGAUUAAGUUCAAAUCGAGGCUCAACUACUCCUAAUAAAAGUAGUGAUAAUGAUGAUAAAAAGAGUGUUGAUUUUUAA